UUUUUCUCUUAUCAUCCAGGAACGAGAAAAGAACACGAACCCUGACUCCGAUCGUCGGCGGCUCGCCGCCGGCGCCUCAGCCGCCCCCACCGCCGCCGUCACCCCCAGCAGGGCGUGAGCUCGCCGGCCCCGCGAUCCGAGCUCCACCCCCCGCGGAUGCAGUACCACCACGGCGGCAGCCGCAGCCGCAUGCCGCCGUUCGCGCGCGGCGGCGGCGCCUACGGCCGCGGCCCGAAGCCGUUCUACCCGCCGCCGCCCAUCCCGGCCGCCGCGCUGCCUCCUCCUCCGCCGCCGCUGAACAAGUAUGAGGUGCUCUUGGAGGCCGGCCGCCUGGCCGCCGAGUACCUGGUGGCGAAGGGCGUGCUCCCGCCGGACUCCCUGCAGCAGCGCGGCGGCGCAGUCGGUGCCGGGGGAUGGGGCCAGCUGCCACCGCCUCCUCCUCCUCCUCCGCUGCCGGCGGGGCAGGAAGCCCCGACGUACUACAACGCCAGGAGUGGCCGGCGGCAGGUCGAUGAUGAGUGUGGUACUCGUAACGCCCGCUCGAGGCGGAACCGUGGUGGCGAUUACAGUAGCGGCAACAGCAGCAACUACAAUGGAAGGUGGAAGAGGAAGUUUGGGGCUGACAAUAGGUAUUCGGAUUCGGGGAGGGAUAAGGGAAGGAGCAGGGGAUAUUCAGAUACCCGGAGUUAUGAUGAGGACGAUGAGGAUGGGGCUCCUGGGUUCAAACGGGAGUGGCGAAGCAGUGGUGGGAUUGAUGAGGUUGGGAGCAGCGUGUCAGGGCUGGCUGGGGAGGGGCCAUCAUCGAAUGUGGUGGAGAUGGGGGAGUCGAAACUGGAGGAUACUGGACCAAAGGCUAGUUCUAACAGCAAUGAUCAGCAGAAAGCUGAUGCUUGGCAUGAGGUGGAGGAUGAGAAUGAGGCAAAUAAAAUGCAGGAGGACAGUGUGGUCUCUAAUUCAGAGGUAGUGGAACAAACGUUGAAUUGUGAGGGUAAUGCCAACAAUGAUUCUUCUGGUGUUGUUCAAGAGGCUGAGACAAAACAUUUGCCAGUAUCCUCAGGUGAAAAAGUCUCAGAUGGGAGGCCAGAAGACAGUGGCAUUCUGAGUGAGAAGGUUGAAGAUGAUAAGACUUUACACGAGAAGGCUGAAGAUGAUAAGGUUGACGAUGAUAAGACUUUACAUGAGAAGGCUGAAGAUGAUACGACAUCAGAUGAGGUCUCCAUUAUGGCGAACAAUUUACCUAAUGAUCCUAGAAAUUUGCUAAACUAUUGUAGUUUUGCAAGAGUUCCAACAAGACCGCGAUCAGUGCUUGCAAACAGGAACGCACGACCAGCCCAAAGAGAAUUUCCUAUGUCUGGACAGGGCAGUCUUGUUACCACUGAAGAAAUGUCCCAGACGGCAAUGGAUGGAGAAGCUAACACCAACUCCAUGACUAGUAUGCAGGAAGACAGCAAAGAUGAGGUGGUUAGACAAGAACAUGCUGAACAAAGUACUCCAUGUAAUCAUGUGGCAGAAUCAGUGACAUCCAAUGAAAAGGGAACACAAGGUGAAACUGAAGAGAUGGAACAACAGAAGAACAUCACUCAACAUUACGGUCUCGAGGAUAAUAAUGAGUCCAAUGAACUGUCUCCUUCAUUUGCUUCUCACCAGAAUAGCUUCAGUUUGCAAGUUGAGGAAGGAAUACAAAUUUACAAUUUAGAUAUGCCACCACAGGAUGAAGUGUUGAUCGAUCCACCCAAUAAAGGAGAAACUGUUGAUUCUGAGUUAGUACCUAAUAUCAAAGCAGAAGCUUCUGUCACAAUAGAAGAGGAAAAGCUUGGUCAGUCAAGCUCAUUUAAAAUAUGCGAUCUCAACCUGGUUGGUUGUCCAGAGGUUGCUGACAUGCGAGCUGAUCCUCGUUUAGGCCAAAGCUCCACUGCUGGAUGUUCAGUGGAGCAACAAGAUACUCAGCAAGUUGACUUUGAAACAACUCUAGGUAACAAUUCAAGUAGUACUGACACAUUUUUAUUGGGAAAUAAGGCAGUUCAAGUUAUUGAUAUCCAAGAUGAUCCACCAAUUGAAGCUGGUGCUUGUGACACUUCAAAAGCAGAAGGUGACAUGGUGUAUUCUAGCAUGGAGAACAUGACGAACCCGCCCACGAACAUCGAUGCCCUUCAUGGUAUCCAAGAUGGUUAUGGUCUUGCAAUUUCAGAUUACCUUGGUGCUGAUAUGCCAUGCUACCAAUCAAUACAAACAGAUCUUCAAGCUGGGAUGGACCUAAAUGGUUCAGAGGGCAUAACUGUCGUGGAUGAUUCUAUAUAUAGUUCUCUUAGCGACAUAAGUUUUAUGGAGGUUUGGGACCAGCAACCUCAAGACUACGAGAAGUUCUUCUGAGGAAUGAACUCGUGGUGCUGUAACUGUGGCAGAGUUUGAUAGAUAAAUACAGAGUUACACAACACUUGCAUAGAUAGAAAUAAAACAGCAGAUUGUGCCUAACACAUAUAAUUCCACAUGGCCGUGCGGCAGCAGCAUGCAUUAGAGACUGUCAGUUUCUCGCUUAGAUCCAUAAAAUUUUAAAUGUUGGACAUGGAAACUCUCUAAAUAUUGCAUAAAGUUUUUAGCGUUAGACAUGUAAACUCUCUAAAUAUAGCGUGCGACUUAUGACUGAUUUAUAUUCUUUGAGAAAUGAUCCUGCCUAUAUAGUGUGCCAUUCGCAUAGAGGAACCAUCAUGUGAGGUAAAUAUAAGGUGUGACGUUAAGUUUGUGCUAAAGUACAUAAUUAUGAUAUAUUUUGGAAACAA
Messenger RNA from Panicum virgatum (switchgrass), 2777 nucleotides. RefSeq lists its product as uncharacterized. Lineage: Eukaryota; Viridiplantae; Streptophyta; Magnoliopsida; Poales; Poaceae. The record is from RefSeq and is a predicted model, not a curated record. The transcript has 5 exons. Bases 157 to 2370 code for a protein of 737 amino acids.